AGUCCGGGGCAGUCCGCUGGGAGUAGCAUGUAAUUCAGCACAGAUUGUGCUUCUGGUACUUUUCAGACCUUAAUGUUUGUCCUCUUCUUUGGUUUAGUCGGCAACUGUUUUUCUUUUAACCUUCCGUCGACAUCAUGUUCCUGCGCGGGUCUAAAAAGCGACGGUCGAACCGCUCGCAGGAGGAAGAGGACCCAGACAGAGGCCAGCCCUGCAUGCGCUGUGGAGACCAGUGCCCCGGCUUCCGUGUCCAUGGCUGGAGGAAGAUCUGCAUACACUGCAAGUGUGUACGGGAGGAGCAUGCAGUGCGUUCUGUGCCGGGGCAGCUGGAAAAGAUGAUGACAAAGCUGGUGUCAGACUUCCAGAGACACUCUAUCUCUGACGAUGACUCGGGAUGCGCCUCCGAGGAGUACGCAUGGGUCCCACCUGGGCUCAAGCCUGAACAGGUAUACCAGUAUUUUAGCUGCUUACCAGAAGACAGGGUGCCUUACGUGAACAGUCCAGGGGAGAGAUACAGAAUCAAACAGCUGCUGCACCAACUCCCAGCCCACGACAGUGAGCCCCAGUACUGUAACUCUCUGGACGAGGAGGAGAAAAAGGAGUUGCGUCUGUUCAGUCAGCAGAGGAAAAGAGAAAAUUUGGGCAGAGGUGUCGUCAGACUCUUCCCAGUAACCAUAACUGGAGCCAUCUGCCAGCAGUGUGCCAGACAGAUCAGUGGUGGGGAUAUAGCUGUGUUUGCCAGUCGGGCAGGACACAGCAGCUGCUGGCACCCUCAGUGUUUCCAGUGUGCAUCCUGCAAUGAGCUGCUGGUCGAUCUGAUUUACUUUUACCAGGAUGGACAAAUAUACUGUGGCCGGCACCACGCUGAGAGGCUCAAGCCCCGCUGCCAGGCCUGCGAUGAGAUUAUUCUAGCAGAUGAAUGUACAGAGGCAGAAGGAAGAUACUGGCACAUGAAGCACUUCUGCUGUUUUGAGUGUGAGGCUGCACUGGGUGGCCAGCGUUACAUCAUGAGAGAAAGUCGACCGUACUGCUGCUCCUGCUAUGAAUCCCUGUAUGCCGAGUACUGUGAUACCUGCGGAGAACACAUAGGCAUCGACCAGGGCCAGAUGACAUAUGAGGGUCAGCACUGGCACGCCGUGGAGUCGUGUUUCUGCUGCGCUCGCUGUCAGCUGCCGCUGCUAGGACGCCCCUUCCUCCCACGCGGGGGUCUCAUCUUCUGCUCCAGAUCCUGCUCACUCGGUGAAGACCCCAAUAACUCGGAUUCCUGUGACUCAGCACUGCAGAGCAAAUCGCUUCAUGAUAAUCGACAACUGGACACAGCAGAGAGACAUCAUCUACAGUGUGGUUCUCCACUGCAGUCACUAGAGGGCAUCAACCCCACUGUAACUUCUGCAAAAGACUGCAUCCACUCUGCAGUGGACAACAGAGGUGUCCACUGCACUGCUCCAGUUCAGAAUGGCGUUCCUUUACCCAGUGGUCUUCCUCAUCCGAGAGGCUCCUACUCACCUCUGCCCCACAUUCAUCUAGGAAAUGGCUUAGGUCCGUCUUGGCCCAGUGAUGUUCCACAUUACAGUUUACUGCCAAGGGACUGUGGUGUCAAACCUCCAGGCAGUGGUUUUCAGUUCCAAGGAGUGCUAAAUGGAAAUACUGGAAUAACUGGUUGGAACUCAAGAGGAACCUCAACUGAUAAAGACUGUAGGAACUGGGUUGAAAAGACAAAUCAAGCUAUGCAAGUGUUUCCACCUCAGAAAAACUCCCAUAUCAACCAGUUCAUUUCAUCUGACUCACCUCCCCUCUCAUCAAGCAACUCCCCCAUCCUGCCUCCCCCUCUGCCCAUUAAGUCUCGUGACUUGAUGCCCCAGGAUUCGCCCCCUCCGGCCCUUCCUCAACCAGAAGACCAACCCUGUGGUUCUCCAUCCCUGCUGACUCGCAGUGGCACAGCUAGAGUUAGUUUCAGAGAACCAAUUAGUAGCAGCUACUCUGUUGAAGAGGAUGAAGAUGAGAAUGAGGAGGAGCUGACACAAGAGGGUGAGGAAAACCAGCAGGAUGAAGAUGAGGAGGACGACGAGGGAGGCUUUGGAAGCAGGUUGCAUCUGCAGAAAGGCAUCCCACCACAGAUGGAUUUGCUGGAUGGCUCUUCUUACCAGCAACGCAAUCUGAGGCGAGGAUGGGGUCGCUGCCGCAUCCCGUCAGACGCUGUUCUUCACCCAGGUUCAGAGAGGCGCUCCCGGAGCACACAACCUGACCGACCCCACCUGGACACCCUGGACUGGAGAGGCGAGAAAGAAAGAGAUGGCCGGGGCUCCUCCAACGCCUCCUCACUGACCCUCCAGCCAGGAAAGUACAAACAUGACGACUGCUGCUCGACCUGCUCAUCAUCCUCAGACUCAGAGGAGGAAGGUUUCUUCCUGGGAGAACGCAUUCCUCUGCCACCACAACUUCGUAAGCAGCAGCCCGAGAAGAGCCAAGACAGAGAGGCAGAAGAGGGGAAGGAGAUGCAGAGAGACUUUGGACUGAGAGGCAGCAUAAGACGGAGAAGAGCUCUCAGUCAGAGUUCAAGAGACAAAGACAAAAACUGCUCUAUAUCCUAACCAACAACUACUGGCAACAAAACACUGCAUAUUACUUUCUUUUCAAUUAUGGUGCAAAAGAACAAGUAAUGACCGUUAUUACUCUGGUGUUUAUCAGGCUUGGUGAUGGUGACGUGGUCUUUGAUCUGACAGGUGUAGACUUUUACAAACUUGAACCACAGCUGUAGUUCCUGACACACAAAGGGAAGUAGAGUAGUCUCAAAGAAGUCAUUACCUCAUGUUUAUGGUAUUGGCUGUUUGACUCUGAGGUAUUACAGAGUAGAAAAUGGUGAAUCAUGCAGUUAGGAGUGAAUGAGGGGUUAUCUGUUAUUAAGACCUGUGUUGCAGUUGAUUCAAACUGGUUGUACUGCUGCGGUGAAAUGUUAAUGCUCUUUCACAUUACACAUGGUUUACAUAUGCAAAUCUGCAGCUGCAUAUUUGAGAUGAGGCCAGUCACAAAGACAAGCUUUCACUAUACAAAAUAUGACGAAUAAGUCCCAUAAUUUAGACAGACUACAGUCCACCACUGUGCAAAGCUGUUGAAUGUGUUGUGAAUUUUAUUGUUUGAUCAAAACUUGUCAAACUAAAAAAAAAAAAAAACUGUGACAGAUCAAACACUAUUUUCAAAA
Molecule: messenger RNA, 3196 nt
Organism: Melanotaenia boesemani (Boeseman's rainbowfish)
Lineage: Eukaryota; Metazoa; Chordata; Actinopteri; Atheriniformes; Melanotaeniidae
Gene: prickle3
Product: prickle homolog 3
Exons: 11
Coding region: 135-2588 (817 amino acids)
Molecular function (GO): zinc ion binding
Source: RefSeq, a predicted model, not a curated record